This is a messenger RNA of Nicotiana tabacum (common tobacco), 363 nucleotides long. The record is from RefSeq and is a predicted model, not a curated record. NCBI's taxonomy places the organism in Eukaryota, Viridiplantae, Streptophyta, Magnoliopsida, Solanales, Solanaceae.
AUGAGAGAGAAAAUGCGAGAAGCACUGCAUGAAAAAAUGAGACAUGAAAUGCAGCAAGAGGUAAAAUUUACCGUCGAGCCUUUUAGCAACGGAUCAAUAUCUGUUGUUGCUUCUUCAAGCGGCGGCGGAGCAAGAGGUGGUGGUGGUGGAGCAAGAGGUGGCGGUGGUAAUAGUCGUGGUGGUGACAGAGCAAAGGGUGGUGGCGGAGCAAGGGGUGGUGGUGGCAGGUCUAGAGGAGGCCGUCGUGGCGGUGGCGGUGGCGGCGGAAGCGAGGGGUGGCGGCCGUUAUCACAUGGUCAUCCGGCAAAACGCAGUGGAUCUAGACUUGGGAUAGCAUUGAUAGAGAGUAGUAUAUAUUUGUAA